AUGGACCACGAAACGUCUGCUGUCAGUGCAGUCAACUCAUUAUCGACCGAAGUUGGGCCUAAUUCGCAACACUCUCCAUACUCGCACGGCCUUGUUCAUCCACAGCAACAACCGCCUAUGGGCAUUGAUCCAAAUGUGUAUCGACAGCCAACAUUGACUCAUUCUGCUUAUGGACACCAUGGCGGCGGUGCACCGAUGCAACAUUAUAUGUAUCAGCCUUACCAACAGUCUAAUUCUGUAAGCCAUUACCCACACACUCUAUUCCAGAUCCAGCAGCAGCAGCAGCAACAGUUGCAGCAACAACUUCAUCUUCAGCAUCAGCAGCAUUUGCUUCAACAUCCACAGAUGCAUUCAUUUCAGCAACAGCAGCAUAACUCGACUGUAAAUAGUCCCAAUAUUGCAUCUAUAGAAGAUUAUGGUGGUACUAGUCUAACUGUCGACCAGAGUUCAUCCAACAGUACAUCUUCAGACAACCAUACAGGAAAUAAUAGUAAUUUGCACAAGUCUUUGUCCAUCUCAGCUAUAGGAAACCCAUCUGGUAGUUCUGUAACUCAGUCUGUUUCUACUGCUAUUGGUGGUAUGGCUGGUAUUCAAUUUUCAACAGGAAAUAAUGCUAAUUCAAAAACUGCUUCAACAGCAACUACUGCUGCUAUCGGAACUGCACUAUCAACAAGUAAAGCCACUACCACCGCUAAAAGUCGUGCUCCCAAUGCGCGGAGUCGAAAAUCUGAAGCUGCAGCUCUUUUGCGUGCAGCAUCAACAUCACAAUCGCUGAUAUACAGCGCAGUAUACUCUGGCGUUAGAGUGUAUGAAAUGAUGUGUCGCGAUGUGGCUGUUAUGCGUAGAUGUCAUGACUCGUACUUGAAUGCCACUCAGCUUCUCAAAGUUGCUGGUGUUGAUAAGGGUAGACGUACCAAGAUUCUUGAAAAGCAGAUUAUAAAAGGUGACCAUGAAAAGGUUCAAGGCGGCUAUGGCAAAUAUCAAGGCACCUGGAUCCCAUUUACUUGUGGUGUUCAAUUGGCUCAACAAUACGAGCUAGAAGAAUUGCUAAAGCCGUUGCUUACCUUUGCUCCUGAUGAAUCUCCCUCACCUUCUGCCGAGCUACCUGCUUCUGCCUAUAUUAAAGAUACCAAGGAAGCUUCCAGUCGCCGUGCCUCGGGAGGAGGUACUCGUAAGAAAAAAGAUGCCGCUUCUGCUAAUCCAAAUGGCAAUAACCCCGAUUCCAAUCCCCCUAAACGCCGUCGUUGCGUGCCUGCUACUACAACGGCAAUAAGCACUUUUCCCGCCUCUUUUGACUCAUCUGCCGCUCCUUCAGAACUGUCCCAAAUAGAGUCGAUUCGUAACACCGCCAUGCAGCAUUACGUACAUUCUACCAAUCCUGCAGCUGGUGCAUUUAGUGAACUCUUGAAUUCUCCUAGCACUACGCGACCAUCCUCUUCGCCAACACAAAACUUUGGAAUGUAUGGUGCUGCGCCUGCUGCAGAGUUGAGCAACAUGUCGUUUGAUGGUCAAAUUAACAUGACUUCACAACCGCUACUUCAACAACCCUCGAUCGAUAGCAUGACUGCCAGGCUACAAACUACCUCUGCCAUGACUCCCGCACAAUCUGCUGCUGAAGAAACUAUGCGCCAUCGAUCGUCAUUGUUGGCCUUAUUUAUGACCGACAGUCGUCCGACUGCAUAUCCCGUUAUUCUUUAUCCUGGCAUUCCAUUGCCGCCCAAUUUUGAUAUUGAUAUGGCACUUGACGAUAUGGGUCACUCAGCUAUGCACUUUGCAGCAGUACUAGCUCAAAUUGAGGUGUUGCAGUUGAUUGUGAACAAGGGUGCUUCCACUACUCUUCGCAACAAAUUUGGUGAAACUGCUUUAAUGCGUGCUGUUCGUAAACUGAAUAAUUUUGAUAUGCAAACAUUUCCACACCUCAUGAGUAUGCUCCAAGAUACGAUUCCUUUGCUAGAUAGUAACAAUGCAACGAUUCUUCAUCACAUUGCUCUUGCCUCUUCGGUAAAAGGUCACACUCAAGCUUGCAACUACUAUCUGGAGUGUCUGAUUGAUUUUAUUGCUCGUGAUGCCAACAAAAGUACUAGUGUUGCAGAUGAAAAAACAGGUUUGGCUCUUUCUAGUAAGGCGGAUAUUUCAUUAGGGCGUAUGUUGAAUCAGGCAGACAAUCAAGGAAAUACAGCCGUUAAUGUUGCGGCUCGUGUGGGUUGUCGAAGCAUUGUUCAGCUUUUGCUCAACGCAGGUGCCAACUUCAACAUUGCCAACAAUGCAGGUCUUCGUCCGGCUGAUUUUGGAUUUAACAUCAACCCAGUUACUAAAAUGGUGGAGCUUGCCACUCAACAAUCUAUGCCUGCCCAGGUUUUAGAUCAUGCAAUGCCAACAAAUGCUACAUCAAUGGAGACCAAGGCUGAUAGAACACUGGUAGUUUAUCCUAGCGUGAGGACAGAGGAAGAAAUUCAAUCUACGUGUCAGAUAACAGAUUCUGCUGCCAUUGGCUCAUUGGCUUUUCCCUCUGUUCCAAUAGAUGCUUCAGCCCAGUUGCGUGACUUGGCACAUAAACUUGCUGAAUCUCGUCGCAAUAAUGAGAGUUUGCAGGCGCGAUUGGGAGAGAUUCCAGAGCUCAAGCUACGAAUCCGCAAUCUUGAAGAUGCACUUGUCGAGGAGAUGAAGUGUAAACCAUUCGGUCACAAUACCUCACCAAUCGAUCGAUCGCGCGAUGCCAUACAAGGCAGCUCUUCUCAAACACCGGUACAUUUUAAUGCUCUUGUAGAUGACGAAAAACUUUCGCCUGAAACGCUGAGGCAUGAAGUUCAACGUCUUCGGUCGAUAGUCAAGGAUAUGGAUGAUUCCAAUAGGGGUUUACUAAAGGAUCUGGUAUCGUUGCGCGGUAGUGCAGGUCAGCAUGAGCUGAAAUGCCGACGCAUUAUUGCUGCAUGCUGCAACGUUGCACUAGAGGAUGUUGGGUACCUUCUUGAUCCACUACUGAUUGCCGUUGAAGCAGACGAUGGUGAUCUAGACAUGAACAUGGUUGCCAACUUUAUGUCUCGUGUCAUACAGCCCGAGCAAUUCAAAGACUCGUAGCCGGUGGUUACUAAGCCGAGAUCUUUUUUUUAUCUUUUAAUAUUCUUGCACUUGCCUUUGGGUUUUAUGAUACUAAUCUCCUCCGCACAACAGAAAUAAAGUUGAUUUUUUAAACAUCAU
Molecule: messenger RNA, 3198 nt
Organism: Batrachochytrium dendrobatidis JAM81
Lineage: Eukaryota; Fungi; Chytridiomycota; Chytridiomycetes; Rhizophydiales
Exons: 3
Coding region: 1-3078 (1025 amino acids)
Cellular component (GO): SBF transcription complex; MBF transcription complex
Molecular function (GO): transcription regulator activity; protein binding; DNA binding
Source: RefSeq, a predicted model, not a curated record